AUGAACAAUCCUCUUAAAAGAAAAGCGAAUUUCAAUAUUGAUUAUCCUUUUGAAAGAUUAUUAAAUGAUAGUCAAGUUAUACGUGAUUUAUCGAUACAACGAGAUGUUAAUAUUGGUUAUUUCUACAAUGCAAGAGAAGAUUCUAUCAUACGCCAAAGACCAUUUCAGAAUGACAUCAUAAGUAAAACUUUAAAAUCCGAUACCGUAUAUUGCCAAGUAUUCCAUGGUAACCAACUCCAAGCUGAAAAGCUCCUUGAUGAAAUUGGUACCGAUUAUGAUUUAUGGCUGAGUUUAGUAUUAAAUAUUAUUUCUAUAGAAGGAAUCAAUGUAUUAUCAGAUUCAGCAUUUAGUGUUAACAAAAAUACUCGAAUAAUUCAUUAUUGUUACAUAGCUAAAGAACAAUGUAUUAUUGAUGACAUUCGCAAAGUUAAAUCGAAAAUACGAAGAGCAACAGUAAAUCAACAUCCAACGCAUGUUGUUACUGGUAUUAGAACAGGCGUUCGAGUGGUUAUUAUAUUAGAAUUAUCCACAGAGGAUAGGGCGAAUGAUGCGUUAAAUUUAAUAAUUGACACAUUAAGAAAUAAUAAUUUCAAUAUGUUGAAGGACAAGAAAAAUUUGUUAUCUUACCUACUUUUCAAAAAAGUAUUUUCAAAUAUACAGGAACUAACUGGAGUCAAAACGAUAUUUCAGUUAUGCAAACGAAUAAUUGAAACGAACCAGUUAGUCGAUGAUCAUCGUCCCAUACAAUAUUUUCUUUGUCCUAUUCAAUCAUUUUGUGUACAUUCUGCAAAUAAGGCAGUGAUUUAUGCACCGCUGAAUCAAAACAAUAUCAUGACAAUAAAACAAUAUUUAUUCCCUUUAUGUGUGAAAAUAAUAGUGUUACGAACAUUUAUUAAUUCAGAAACAGUCGAAUCAUUUGAUAAAGAACUCACUUCAUUAUAUCAUGAAAUUCGAGAAGAUAUUCAAAUCAUCAAUGAAAAUUUGUUAACUGGAAUCAAUCCAAUUGAUAAAUUAUAUUUAAAAUUCCAUUACGGAAUACUAAAUGAGCGAGGAAUAUAUGAAAUAUCGGUCAGAAGAGUCGAAACUUCAUUAAAAGAACAAAUACUUUGUUAUCUUCAAUGUCUUCAGCUAUUCAAAUACAAAAUAGAAUUUAUUAAACAACUAGAAAAACAAAAUAUAAAAUAUUUGAAUAUGGAAAAUGUGUCAAUUCAACAAAAUGAGAACCUAAUUGAAGAACUGCGAAAAAUAAUUCAGCCACAAAAAGAAGAGCUCGUUUUCUGUUGUACUGAACAGUUACUGAAUGAAAAUUUACUGAAAUGGAACCGAUUCAGUUUCAAAUGGAUGAAAAUGUACGCAAAAUAUGGUAUAUGAGAUUUAACAUAUGCCGAUUUUUCUUAUCAAAGUUCAUUUAUGUUAUCAAAAAUAAAGAUAUUACUAAUCGAUUCAUUGAGUUCACCACGUCGAUCAAAAUCAUUAGUGAUAGAACCCCGUAAACCAUCAAACGCACGACAAAAAUUCGGCCAAGAAGAAAGAACUCCUCGUUUCGUUGAAUUGAAAAGAAAACCUCGUUCAAAUUUCUCGUCUAAUUCUAUGAACUUUGAAACAUCACACCAAUGACUCGAAACUACACAUAGCCGAUCAACAACACAUACAAGAAGAGAGUGUGGGUGUGGGUGUGGGUGUGCAAUGUGACUGAAGAAAAGUUACAUAACCACCCACACCCUCAUAUACAUUUCGAUGAAAUUAUUUGUUUUCAUGAGUCAUAUCAUAUUUGUUUUCGAUUGUUUGAGUAGGCAUCAUUUUGAAAUUGUUAUUUUGAUAAUUUUUACAGAUUUUCAUACAGAUCUUGUUUUUAUUUUUCUAUUUCUAUUUAAAGUACCCUUUAAAAUUCGAUAGUUUUCCAGUAGAAUACGAUACAUUUUCUAUUUCGAUAUCCAGCUUAAUUAUUUUCCUUGAAUUAUUUUUUUUAGUCAUUAAAAACAACAUAGUUCAUACAUAAGUUUAGAUACAAAUGUAUAUUACAUCGAAAUAAGAAUAAAAUAAUGCUGAGUAAUUUAAUUUAUAUCUUAUUUACUCGAAU
This is a messenger RNA of Rotaria sp. Silwood2, 2080 nucleotides long. Lineage: Eukaryota; Metazoa; Rotifera; Eurotatoria; Philodinida; Philodinidae. The record is from the annotation of a GenBank genome assembly.